Molecule: messenger RNA, 651 nt
Organism: Ostrea edulis (European flat oyster)
Lineage: Eukaryota; Metazoa; Mollusca; Bivalvia; Ostreida; Ostreidae
Product: calcium and integrin-binding protein 1-like
Exons: 7
Coding region: 1-561 (186 amino acids)
Molecular function (GO): calcium ion binding
Source: RefSeq, a predicted model, not a curated record
AUGGGGAACAAGGAAAGUGUGCCUGUGUUUACGGAGGAUGAGCUCAGAAUGUACAGGGAUCUGACUGUUUUCUCUAAGAACGAAAUUCGCCAUGUUUACCAGAAGUUCCAAGCAUUGGGGACCAAAGAUAAACCUGUGACAAGGGACAGUAAAAUCCCCAGGGAGGAUCUUUACAGACUGAAGGAACUCAGGAUAAACCCAUUCAAAGAUCGGAUGGUGACUGUGUUCUCUUCCAGCAAAGACGGAAGUAUGACAUUUGAGGACUUUUUGGAUAUGAUGUCUGUCUUCAGCGAAAAGUCGACUAAACAAAUAAAAGCAGAAUAUGUUUUUAGGAUAUACGAUUUUGAUGAAGACGGCUAUUUGGGCUGGGAAGACAUUAGGACAGUCAUAAGUUUACUGACAGGAGAGGAGAAACUUAAAGAGACCGACAUGUAUCAGCUCAUAGAGAAUAUGUAUAAUGAGGGAGAUGUAGAUGAUGACGGAACAUUGUCGUUUGUCGAGUUUGAGAACAUGAUGGACAACUGUCCGGAUAUUGUGAGAAACUUCCGGUUCCGUCUCUGACAGUUUUAAACGUUUUAUUUCAUACACCGAUUAUUGACGAGUUGGUACUUGUAUUAUCCUUUGACUAAAUAAAAUCAAGUGCAUUGCGUA